GAGUGGCUGGGAGGACUUUCUACCCGCCUGCUCUCUAUGGUGAGCCGGGAAGUGUCAUGGCGGCGGUUGAGGUGGCAGCCCGGUUGAGAGGCUUCGCCGCCGCUUGAGGAGCUCAGCCCGGGCAUUACAUGGCCGGCUUUCCCUCGAAAGGCUGACAGCUGACCAGCUCCUUCGCUGGAGGCCCUUCGGUUGAAGGAGGGGCACGGAGCAGGCGGGAAAGCGGCGGUGGGAGGCCGGGAGAGCGCUGUGGUGGCUGCCUCGGCCCUCAGCGCCACUCUGCCUGCCUGCCUGGCUCUCUUUCUCUGUCUCUUGUCUGUCUCUGCCUCUGAGUCCUGAGGGAUGGCGUCGUGGCUGGGCGGCCUGGGCGCGGGGCUAAGCCAGUCCCUGGUGGGGCAAGUGGGCGGCAGCCUCUCUACCCUCACCGGGCAGAUCUCCAGCUUCACCAAGGACAUGCUGCUGGAAGGCGCUGCGGAGGAGGCAGCAGAUACUGCAGCAGGUUUUCCUGUAUCCAAUUCUGGUCUCCGAGAUGUAGAGAACAUUAUUGCAACACUGAGAUCGGAGAAUGAGAGGUUGAAGACAGUUUGUAGUGACCUGGAAGAAAAACAUGAAGCAGCAGAACUUCAAAUAAAGCAGCAGUCUAUAGAAUACCGCAACCAACUUCAGCAGAAAGAGGUGGAAAUCAGCCAUCUUAAAGCAAGGCAGAAUGCACUACAAGAGCAACUGCAGAAGGUACAGUCAGCUGCUCAGUCAUCUCAGUUAAAAGCAGCUGUCUCUUCAUUCACCAGUACAUCAGCUUCCUUUGUUCCUAUGGUUAGACAUAGUCCUUCCAGUUUUCAAGGAGAUGACAUGGAUUUUGGAGAUGUAAUCUGGUCCCAGCAAGAAAUAAACAGACUGUCCAAUGAAGUUUCAAGGCUGGAAUCUGAAGUUGACCAUUGGAGACAAAUUGCACAGUUUUCCAAGCCAGUGGGGGCAAAUAAUGUAGAUCAGAGUGAAAUCUGCAAGCUGCAAAAUAUUAUCAAGGAGCUAAAACAGAAGUUGAGUCAAGAAAUUGAUGAGCACCAGCAUGAGCUUUCAGUAUUGCAGGAUGCUCACCGGCAAAAAUUAGGAGAUAUAAGCCGGCGUCAUAGAGAAGAACUGGGUGAAUAUGAGGAAAGAAUUGAAGAACUUGAAGAUCAGAUACAAAGAGUUGGUGGAGCUGUUGAAACAUCUUCUGAGCACGAUGUACCACACAGUCCAUCUGACUCUACAGCACUACACUUGAAGGACCUACAAGAUAAAGUAAAAAGUUUAAGUCAGCAAUUGUCUUCAACAGAAGAAGAGAACAAUAGUCUCUUGAAAGAACUUGAAUUGGUAAAAAUGGGGAAAAGUCAACUAGCACAGGAAUAUGAAAGACUAAAAUCUGAAUUCAAUAAGCUCCAAGCAUCUAUUACCAAAGAACAGGCUGCUUUGAAAAAGCACGAGGCAGUGUCUUAUAAUUCAGCAGACACACUUCAGGCAGAAGUGCUCCGACUACAACAAGCCCUCCUUGAUGCAGAAAAUGAAAUAACACGACUGAAAAAGUCAGAACAGGAAGGAUUCCAGAAAGAAGUGGCAACUUUACAAUCUAAUGCUAGUACAUGUGAAUCCAGUGAAGAACAGAACAUGGUGUUAAAUCAGUUAAGACAAGACUUGGAAAGAAGGGAACAGGAACUUAAUGAAAGCAUUGCUGAAAACAAAACUCUUAUAGGAGAACUAGAAGAACUGGACAAGCAGAAUCAAGAAGCUACACAGCAUAUGAUUGUGUUAAAAGGACAGCUAGCCAAACAGAAUGCUGAAGCUGCUAAUACUAUCAACGAACUAAAACUGAACAUAGACUCUGAAAAAAAGAACUCAUCCAAGCUAGAAGAAGAGAAACUAGAAAUUAUCAAAGAGCAAGAAAGCCAGAGAGAGAAAUUGAAUCAAUGUACAUUUGCACUUAAUGAUUUGCAUAUGACUAAGCAGCAACUAGAAACUAAAAUAAAAGAGUUAAAAGAGCAGCUGAAAGCAUCACAACAAUAUAGGUCCCAAAAUAAACAGGAAAUGGUUGAAUUAAAGAAAAAUCUGCUUCAAAGAGAAGAAGAAAUUUCUUCACUCCAAAGGGAAUUAGCCAAGAUCAGCCAUGAAUCGUCUCACAGUUAUCAAGAUAAUUCAGUCAAAGAAAGUGAAAUAGAAAUUUCCAAGUUGAAUGAGCAAAUUUCAGAAAGUAAACUAAGAACCACAGACUUAGAAAAAUCUAUUUUGGAUCUUCAGAUGGAAAAAGAAAAGCUUCAUAUAGCAUGUGAAGAGCUUAAACAACAGUUGCAAAUAGCUAGUAGCGAGAAAAACAAGAUUGCCUUUGAAAAGGAUACCAUGCUGGAGGCUUUGAAAACAGAAAAAGGUCGAUUAGAAAAUGAACUAAACCAGACUGAAAGCCAGUUAUUGGAACAGGCUCAUAAAUAUGAGCAAACCAUUGAAGAGUUGUCAAAUGCACGCAACAUGGACACCACUGCAUUACAGCUUGACCAUGAACGCUUAGUUAAGCUCAAUCAAGAGAGAGACUUUGAGAUCACAGAACUUAAGAGGAACAUUGAGCAGAUGGAAGUUGAUCAUGAGGAAACUAAAGAGAUGUUAACAAGUAGCUUAGCCGGUCAGAAACAACUGACAGAGCUCAUCAAAGAGAAAGAGGUUUUUGUUGAAAAGUUUAAAAGAAGAGCCUAUGAAUUGGAGCAGCAACAUGAAGAUUAUGCUAAGGAUUCCAAAAGACUUGAACUUUUAAAGCAAAGUUUAGAAGAAAAAGAGAAAAUCCUUUCAGCCAUGAAAGAAGAGAACAAUCAUUUGAAAGAAGAAAUUGAACGUCUGAAAGAUCAACAAAAUAGGUCCACUCCUUUGGCAGAGCCAAAAACCCUGGAUAUCAUCACUGAAUUAGAAGCAGAAAUAACUCAGUUAACUAUAUUUAAAAAUAAUCUUGAAGAAGAAGGGAAAAGGAGCAAAAGGAUGCUUGAGGAUCAAAAUCAGAAAAUGGCCCAGCUUCAGCAAUCCUUGCAGGAAUAUAAAAAGGAGAUAGAGCAGAACAGAUUUCAGCAGGAACAAAUGAACCUUACACACAAACAAGUGUGUUUGGAAAAGGAUGAGGAAAUUAAAAGCCUGCAGAGGACAAUAGAACAAUUGCACAAUCAGAGAAAGGUCAUUCAGCCAGAUCCUGCUGAUCUCUUCCAAGUAACCAAAGUGCAAACACUUAAUGGCGAAAAUGGGAAUGAGAAACAUGAUUUAUCUAAAGCUGAGAUUGAAAAACUGGUCAAAGGCAUCAAGGAGAGAGAAAUGGAAAUCAAACUUCUGAAUGAACAGAAUGUCUCUCUAAGUAAACAAAUAGAUCAGUUAUCCAAAGAUGAAGUUGGCAAACUUACACAGAUCAUUCAAGAGAAAAACUUAGAGAUCCAAGCUCUCCAUGCCAGGGUCUCCUCUCCACCGUAUAGGCAGGAUGUUCUUUACCUCCAACAACAAUUGCAAGCCUAUGCCAUGGAAAGAGAGCAAGUGCUGGCAGUUCUCAGUGAGAAGACCAGGGAGAACAGUCAAUUGAAGACAGAUUAUCACAAGAUGAUGGAUAUCGUAGCAGCUAAGGAAGCAGCCCUAAAGAAGCUGCAAGAAGAAAACCAAAAGCUAGCCAGUGAAUUUGAAAGUAGCAGUCAAGACAUGUCCCGAGAAACUAUUAAAAACUUGUCCCGUAUUAUUAGAGAAAAAGACAUUGAGAUUGAUGCUUUAAGUCAGAAGUGCCAAACUUUAUUGACUGUCCUUCAGACAUCCAGCGCCGGCGCAGGCAGUGACUUAGGAGGAAUCAAUAGCAAUCAGUUUGAAGAGCUUUUGCAGGAGCGUGAUAAGCUGAAACAGCAAGUUAAGAAAAUGGAAGAGUGGAAGAAGCAGGUAAUGACCACUGUCCAGAAUAUGCAACACGAGUCUGCUCAUCUCCAAGUAGAACUACAGAGCCUUCAGGCACAGAUUUCAACUGACAGUGAGAAUAAUUCUCAGUUGCAAAUCAAAUAUAAUGGCUUAAUCCAGGGCUAUGAGCAGAAUGAGCAAAAGUUGAAAACAUUCAGUCAGGAAUUAGUCCAUGUUCAACAUAGUAUAGGAGAGCUUAAUAAUACCAAGGAUAUAAUUUUGGGUAAGCUUGAUAUAGUAACACCACCUCUGCCAGAAAACUCUCCUGCAAGUGGACAGCCACAAAACAUUCCUAGUAGAGCAGUUUCUCAGGUGCUUCCCAGUGAGACCAAACUACUCUGUGAGGAACUGGAACGCAUGGCAAAAACAUUGGAGGAAAAAGAUGCAACAAUCCAGACUCUGCAGGAAAAUAAUCAGAGGUUGUCCGAUUCUGUGGCUGCAUCAUCAGAAAUGGGGCGGAAGUGUCAAGUAGAAUCUGACCUGGAAAUGAAACAGCUCAGGGAGAGGUGUGAUGUUUUGCAGAAAUCACUCAGGGAAAAAGAUCUGUUAAUAAAAUCAAAAAGUGAUCAGUUAGCUUCUCUAAAUGAAAACCUUAGUAAUAAAGAGAAUGAAAAUGAGCUGCUGAAACAAGGUGUAACUAACCUAAAAGAGAGGACUUUUGUUUUGGAAAUGGAUCUCUGUAAAUUGAAAGAGGAAAAUGAUAGAAUAGUGAUGAGAUGCCAGGAAAAAGAAACAGAAUUUCGAGCACUGCAAGAGACCAACAUGCAGUUUUCCAUGAUGUUGAGAGAGAAGGAAUUUGAAUCACAAUCCAUGAAGGAGAAAGCUCUCACAUUUGAAAAAAUGUUGAAAGAGAGAGAACAGCAAAAGGGAAAUGCAGGGGAGCUAAACCAACUGCUGAAUGAAGCGAAGUCUAUGCAAGAAAAAGCUGUUGCUUUUCAGCAUGAGAGGGAUCAAGUCAUGUUGGCACUCAAGCAGAAACAAAUGGAGACUACUGCCCUGCAGAAUGAGAUGCAGCAUUUACGUGAUAAGGAGCAACGCCUUAAUCAAGAACUAGAGAGGUUACGCAACCACCUUUUGGAAAGGGAAGACACCUCCACACGUGAAGCUUUAGCUGCAGAAGAUCGGGAGUCGAAACUCCGAAAGAAAGUUCAGAUUUUGGAGGAAAAGCUGCAGUCUUCAUCAACUGCAGUAGAAAAUGCUAGCCAUCAAGCGAGUAUGCAGGUGGAAUCCUUGCAAGAGCAAUUGGAUCUCGUAACUAGGCACAGGGAUGAAACUGUGCUUCAGCUAACAAUUUCACAAGACCAAGUGAAACAGUAUGCAAUGUCCCUGGCCAAUCUGCAGAUGGUGCUAGAGCAGUUUCAGCGAGAAGAGAAAGCCAUGUAUUCAGCAGAGUUACAAAAACAUCAAAGGCAGACUGCAGAGUGGAAGAAAAAAGCAGAACAGCAGGAAGAGAAAGUUAUUUCAUUGCAGGAAAAGUUAGAAGAAGCUAAUGAAGCAUUGGAUUCUGCAUCAAGGUUAACAGAACAGCUGGAUCUCAAAGAAGAGCAAAUUGAGGAGCUUAAAAAACAAGGUGAACUACAGCAAGAAAUGUUAGAAGAUGCACAAAAGAAACUAAUGAACCUCAUAAACAGCACAGAAGGAAAAGUGGACAAGGUGCUGAUGAGAAACCUUUUUAUUGGUCAUUUCCAUACUCCAAAAAAUAAGCGUCAUGAAGUGCUCCGGCUAAUGGGAAAUAUCCUGGGAAUACCAAAGGAGGAGAUUGAGCAGUUAUUGUCUGAAGAUCAAGCAGGUGUUACUCGAUGGGUGACUGGGUGGUUUGGAGGAGGUGCUGGAUCAAAAAGUGUCCCCAACACACCUCUGAGGCCAAGCCAUCAAUCGAUUUUCAACAGUUCUUUUUCAGAAUUGUUUGUGAAGUUCCUUGAAACAGAAUCCCGCCCAGUUCUUCCCCCACCAAAACUGUCUGUUCAUGACAUGAAACCUUUAGGAGCAACAGGAAUUGGCAAACUUGGUGCUAAUUCUUCCAGUAACAUGACAGAUCCAUCAGGUCCAGGAACCAGUAGGAGACCAGAUGUGAAUCCCUUCCUCGCACCCCGAUCGGCAGCAGUCCCCCUCAUCACCCCAUCUAAUCUUGGAACCAGCGGAUCUGGGCAUCUGCUUAUGAAGCCUAUUUCUGAUGCCUUGCCCACUUUCACCCCAUUGCCAGUAGCCCCUGAUGCAAGUGCUGGGACAAUACUGAAAGACUUGCUCAAGCAAUAGACAGUUCCACAUUGAUGCUGAUGAUGAUGACAGUAGCACUUUAAGGAAAACAAGAACACUGCAUUUGUAUAAUAUACCACAAAGAGGCCUUUUGUAAAAAGUUGUUCAUAUUCAAUUGCUCUUAAGAUGUUAAUGUCUCUCCCACCUUCCCCCCACUUCCCAAAUUUUCCAAAGUUUUUCUCUUGCCUAUACAUUGCUUUCGUAGUUGCCCUUACAGAAUCAGUCCUUGUUUUUACUAGUUUGCUGAAUCUACUUUCGAGUGGAAAAUCCUGCCUGCAUGUAAAACAAAAAAGCAAGAUGUUUAAUAAUUCAAUCCAAAGCCUUUCAACCAUUCAACAUCCAUUUUAACACCAGUAUUAUUUUAACCUUAUGUGCAAUUUGUUUGGUUCUUCCUGCUAUAUCAAGAGGUGUCUGGUUUGCUGCUUUGGGGUCAUUGGUUAGGGGGAAUAUAUAAAAAUAUGCUCAUCUCCAGAAAAUAAUUGCAUAUUUGGAAAUGAGCACAAUAGGAUAGGCAUUAGACAACAUGUGGAAGGUAUUUGGUCCAGUGAGGUAUUGGUUUGGCACUUCUAACCCAUGCCUUUCAAAGUAAGUUCAUUGUUGUGUGUGCUGAGGAAGUCUGGGAGCUAUGUGUUCCCAAUCCUUGCAGAAUGGUGAGGUUUAAUCUUGAUUCAUCACCUCAGCCUGGAACAUGAGUCCUUAGUUAUGAGGAAUGGAAUAUCAUCAUUCUAUAAAGUGGAGAAGGGUGUAGAGAGUUCCAAAGGGAAUGGCAUUAGCUGACCAAGUCUAUAUUUCAAAUAUGCUCUAGACAGCAUGCUCAUGACAGUGCUGUCUCUGGGUGAGCAAGGAACUGUUAGUUUUAAGUUUAAGAAAACAAUUAAUGCAAGAUUUUAUUUCUGGGCAAUACUUCAGUUGUUGCUUCCUAAUUCCAGGAGCUAUGUAAUACAACAAAUAUUCCAAACCUGCCAGCAUUAAUUGAGUUCAUGAUUAAUUUUCAUUUGACCACUAAUUGCAAACCUGACUUCCCAUUUGUAUAUUUAUAGUGUAAGUAGGGUAUAAAUAUGCAAUACUGUAAUGGUUAAAGAUGUAUAUUUAAAAGAGGAUUGCUUAUUUGCAUACUUUUGAAUGGGGAUUUAAAGUAUCAAUAUAUGUAUAAAGCCUAAAGUGAAUUAUGCUUUAUUCCAAUAUGUACAUAGGACUACAUAAAAACAAUUAGAAUUCUGUACAUUUUGCUGCUCGGACUUGUAUAAACUAUAGGGAAUGUGUCCCCAAGCUAUUCACAGAAGGACUGGAAAGAGUUCUUGAUGCCUUGAAAAGAAUAAUUUGAGACACACCAUCUCUAAAGAUCUACCCUUUUUCUAUGCUGUUUUUCAUGUAGUUUGCAUUAAAAUAAUACUUGGUAUCACUGAUGGAACGGUUCUGUCAGCAGGAAAGUGAACGUGAAUGUCCUCAUCCCCCUGUAUCCUUCCUGCUUCUUGUUAGCUCAAGCAGACCACUCACUUGGUUAACAUUGAUUUUGACCUUGGAUUUUGGCCUAUAAUGUAAGUUCUAUGUUAGAACUCAGAGCCUUUUCUCUUAGCUACUACCCUGCAGAUUGAUUUCAAUUUGGUAAUAGAAUGAAUCAUGAAAAUACAGUUUACUAGAAGUUGCCAAAGUAAUGAAUGCAAAGAGCCUUUGGUUUGUAUUUAUAUAUUGAUUAAAAAUAUCUAAAUCCUUCUAAAUUAA
Molecule: messenger RNA, 7908 nt
Organism: Anolis sagrei ordinatus
Lineage: Eukaryota; Metazoa; Chordata; Lepidosauria; Squamata; Anolidae
Gene: TRIP11
Product: thyroid hormone receptor interactor 11
Biological process (GO): endoplasmic reticulum to Golgi vesicle-mediated transport; Golgi organization
Cellular component (GO): Golgi apparatus
Molecular function (GO): small GTPase binding
Source: RefSeq, a predicted model, not a curated record